This is a messenger RNA of Anolis carolinensis (green anole), 3143 nucleotides long. It is a transcript of the gene prrt4, whose product is annotated as proline rich transmembrane protein 4. The record is from RefSeq and is a predicted model, not a curated record. NCBI's taxonomy places the organism in Eukaryota, Metazoa, Chordata, Lepidosauria, Squamata, Anolidae. Bases 16 to 2844 code for a protein of 942 amino acids. The transcript has 4 exons.
GCGGGGCUGGACUGGAUGGCCUCUGGGGGUCCCUUUCUCUCCCGGGAAGGGGGAGGCGGGGCUCCUUCUUCCUCCCUUCGGCUUCUUCUUCUUCUUCUUCUCCUGGGAAAAGCACCCCCCCCCCCCAAACCGGGAGAGAGAGAGAGAGCCGGCCAGGCGUUCGCUGCAAGCGGCUGCGUCCGGCCGGCCGGGGUGGUGGGGGCCGAGCGGGGCUUGACCGCUGCCUGGAGAGGGAGGCCAAUGAGGCCCUGGCCGCUCCCCCUGGUCCUGCUGCUGCUGUGCCUCCCCCCCUUGGGCUCCGGGGCCCCCCUCCAGGCCCCGCCGGGCCCCCAGAAUGGCUCCGCCCCCAGCGCAGCCCCCGCCGAGACCCCCAGCCCCCCUCCGGCCACCUCCAGCGAGGCCCCCUCCCUCUCCCUCAACCUGGGCCUCAACUUCAAGUUCAAGGUCCGCAGCCAGGGGAAGGCCCGGGCGGGAGAGGGCAGCGGCAGCAGCGGGACCCCCAGCGCCAAGCCCAGGACGGCCCCCACGCGGACCCCCGGCCAGGCCAAGACCCCCGGCGGGCGCGCAUGGCCCGAGGCUGGGUCUGGAUGGCCGGGCCCCAGAGUCGUAUCCGACGACCCCCCUCCUUCUUCGGGGCCCGUCCUGUGGCCGUGGGGCGGGCCCACUCUCCGACCCCCUUUGCCCCUUUGGCCGAAGCUGACCGAGAGGGGCUUGACCAUCCCCCUGAAUGGGGAAGGGGCCGCGGACAAGGAGGACGAGGGCAAGGAGCUGGAGUUCAAGAUCGACAUCGACCUGACGGCCGGGCUGGGCAAAGACGGGGCCGGCAACGGGAGCAGCGGCAACGGCGGCAACAACGGCGGCAGGAGGUUCCCCAUCUUCCCCGGGUUCAGCCUCGGCAUUUCGGAGAUCGCCAGCAAGCUGGGCGCUCCCGGUCUCUUUGGAGCCCCGCUGCCCUCCCAGGUGUGGGAGCCCCCCGAGUGGAACGGCACAGGAGGCGGGGGAUCCCCCCCGACAUCCGAGUGGGUCCUGGGACCAGGGCUGGCGUCCAGUAUUCCAGGGUCCGAGGGGUCCUUUGCGGCUGCACUGCCCGGCUGCUUCCCAGGUGACCGCCCCGCGGACUGUGGCUCCCCGCUGCCGGCCCUCUCCUCCUCCUCCUGGCUGCUCCAGCCCUCGGUCCCGCUCUUUGUGCCGCUGCAUUCGGACUGGAACUCGGCGCAGGCGGCGUGGGGGCCGGCCUGGGAGGCCCAUGUCUUUGGGGCCGGCUCCCUCUUUGCCCUGAUGGCCCUGCUCUCGCUGCUGGCCUUGCUGGCCCUGCCCUGCCGCUGCCCGGCCUCCUGCAAGCUCCUGGCUCUGCUCCACUUGCUGCUGACCGCUGCCGGGGCGGCCAGGGCCCUACUCCUCUUCGGCGAGGCUUGCGGGCAGCUGGAGCUCCUGCCGGACAUCGCUGUGCGGCUGCUUCAUGACUUGGCCCUGCCGUGCUUGACCUCUGCCCUGGCUACGGCCCUCCUGCUACUCUCUCGUCGCUCCCAGGCCAAGUCUUCCUCCGCUCGGGCCGCUGACCGUCUCCGGCACCCAGGCCUGCUGGCCGCCCUGCUGCUGCUCCACUUCUCGGUGGCCACGGGGGCCGUUUUGGCCGCUGACCUGCUCCAGCAGUUCUCCUUCCUGCUCCUGGCGUCGAGGGGCCUCUUUGCCCUCCUGGCUGCCGUCCUCUCCUGCGCGGUGCUGGUCUUCCUCUGCCUGGCCAGAGUGGACAAGACCCAGGGCUACGACCUCAAGGACACCUCUUGUCCCCAGUGUCCCUUCGGUGAUGUCCAGCGGUGGAAGCGAGCGGCUAGAGCUGCCGUUUCGUCUGCCUUCUUCGGCCUGCUGACCGCCGGCUUGCACUCCUACGCUAUUCUGCACGCGCUGGGCUUUGGCCUUAGCUCUGAGCUCUUUGGCCCCUGGCCUUGGUGGGCUUUGCAGCUGGCCGGACGGCUCUGCGAGGCCGGAAUGGGGCUGCCCUUGGCCUGCUUGGGCCUUUGCCCGCUCUUCUGCUCGGCCUCCGAACCUUGGUGCCGCUGCUGCCGCUGCUGCUGCGGGGACCGCUCUCCAGACCACGGCGGAGGGAAGGCGGCCAAGGCCCAGCUGCUGCCUAACAACUUCCAGUGGUCACUCUCCCAACAUGAGAAGCUGGUCAUCUGCGACACCGUCAUCGCCCGCAGCGAGUCGGACUACCUGCCGCUCUACAGUGUCUCCGAAGCCGCUCCAGACGCCACCCUCGACCCCACAGCCGACUUCCGCCCCCCGUCGCCCAUCGACCUCCGGCGCAGCAUCGACGAAGCCCUGUGUGGGGAGGGCUACUUCCCGGAGGGGGGCCCGCUCUACGCCCCCAGCACCUUCUCCCUCUGCUUGACCUCCAUGGGCAGCGGCCCCUCCCGGGUGUCCUCCUGCCUGGAGCUGGCGCCCUCCACCGCCACUGCGGCCGCGGGGGGCUCCUCCAUGACCCUCAGCGUGCCGGACACCCCGCUGUCCUCCCCGGGGCUCUGGAGGGGGGCCAGCACCGCCUCCGUCACCAGCAGCACCUCCGGGUCUCCCUGCAAACGCUGCUCCACCGCCGAGGGUGAAGACCCCUCCUGCUCCUCCUCCCCCGUAGGCCCCGGCCCCUCCAACGGGGAGAGCCCCCCGCGGUCCCCCCCUCCGCCCGGCCGGCAGUUCUGGGUGCUGACCCCCGUCUCCCAGCAGUCCCUGGCCUCCGUGGCUGAGGGUCAGCCGGCGGUGGACACGGCCCUCCUGCAGAAGGAGUUCAUGGCCGUCUGCCGCCAGAUCGACACCCUCAGCGUCAGCAGCGAGACCAUCGACUUGUAGCCCCAGCAGACCCCCGGGGACCCCCGUUUCCCGCAUCCUCCUCUUCCAGGCAUGUGCAAUCCUGACUCCCGGGUUGGGGGGCGACAAUGCCUCGCUCCCCUGUGGGUCUCCAGUGCUGGACCAUCGGGGGAUGGACAUCUUGAGUGACAAUUUUGCAGAAGACCAUCAGAUCGGCAUGCCGAGAGGGACACCAAAGGCCGUGCAACCCAACUCCCAGAAGGAGCACCAAAGGCCAUCUAGUCCAUCUCGUGCCAUCUUGGGGCUGCUGUCACUUGCCCCCAUGGGACAAUGCUUAGACA